AUGGCCAGCAAAAAAUCCAUUGUCAGCGCCCAAUCCCUGUGCUCGCUCAACAAUGGAUGGGCCAAUGGCGUUUCGGCCUCACAAUGGAUUCGGCCAAUCACGGCGCCGCAGGGCAAACCGGCCAAAUCUCGCGGCAAGCGGCCAAAUCUCGCGGCAAGUCCGAAGCUCCAGCACCAGCACCUGCUCCAGCACCUCAAAGCACCUGCUCCACACCUGCUCCAGCCCAGCACCUGCUCCAGCACCUGCUCCAGCACCUGCUCCAGCUCUGAGGAAGAAGAAGAAGGAGAAGACGAGGGCUUCCAGGAAGACACAGUGUCAAGUCUCCUGGAUGACCCAAGCCUCACUGACUCUUCUCAGCCUGCAGCCACCUAUCUGCUCUUCCAGACUCCUGCCUCCUCCCUGCCUGCUGCGUCCACCUCCCAGCCUGCUAACUCCUCCUCCCAGGCUGCUACCUCCUCCUCCCAGCCUCCAGCCUCCUUCCAGCCUCCAGCCUCCUUCCAGCCUCCUGCCUCCUCCCAGGCUGCUACCUCCUCCUUCCAGCCUCCUGCCUCCUCCCAGGCUGCUACCUCCUCCUCCCAGUCUGCUAGUUCCUCCUUCCAUCCUGCUGCCAUCAUACCGCAGCCAGGUGUCUCCUCAGAGUCCGAGGCUGUGGAUAAUUCGUGCAUGCCAGGGUUGGACAAGGUGGACAAGUUGGCAGAGUGUCUGGUGGAGUUGAGGAACCAGUCCUCCAUGGCUCUGAGCAACCAGACGGCAAGCAACAUUGUUGCUCUGUGGCAGAACCUGGAUGAGUAUGAUAAAAAAAGAAUCAUAUUCUCUGCCAGGCACCAGAGUCGGCUGGACACGGGGAGGUUCAAGUCCUCCAAAAAAAAGCAGGACUUCACUCCAGGGGUGGAAAGUUUGAAGAGGCACAGCCUGACAACCACUGGCCCACUUGCACAGUGGCCUGACUGCUGCCGCCUGAUAGAGACUAUAUUUAUCAGGCUCUGCUCUAUUCACCGUAGUCCCAAGAAGAAGGGGGCUGGCACGCUGUCCAGAUGGCUGCUAAUCCUGGAUGACUAUCGUAAAGUCAGGCAGUGCAUUCUUGACAACGGGAUAGUCAUGCAGGAGACCACCCUGCAGCUGGUGGACGUGAGCCAUACAACCCUGGUGCAGUGGCACAAUAAGAGGGUGAAGAAGCAGGACAAUGCAGUUGUCAUACAAGGGCUAAAUAUGCCCAGUCAAAUGUCCUGGCAGCUCACCCCCUUAUUUGUGCCACUCAACCACCAGCAUCAACACCCACCUUGCCGAGCCCGGCACACCUCUAUACGCUGCCCAGCAGCACUGUCGGACAGGCCAGGUUAAAGAGGAAGUCGGAGCGGCAGCUCUUUCCUGCUCCAUCCCUGGCCCCUCAGCUGGUGGUUCGACAGCCACCUUUCCUUCUCCCAUCCAAUGCCACAAGGCAGUUGUUCCCCGCUUCACCCUCGGUCCCUCAGAGGCUUGUUCCUGCUCUGGCUCCUGCUCCUGGCCCUGCCACUGCUCCUGGCCCUGCUCCUCGCCCUGCCACUGCUCCUGGCCCUGCUCCUCGCCCUGCCACUGCUCCUGGCCCUGCUCCUGGCCCUGCCACUGCUCCUGCCACUGCUCCUGGCCCUGCUCCUGGCCCUGCUCCUGCUCCUGCCACUGCUCCUGGCC
Molecule: messenger RNA, 1668 nt
Organism: Pseudoliparis swirei
Lineage: Eukaryota; Metazoa; Chordata; Actinopteri; Perciformes; Liparidae
Exons: 5
Coding region: 1-1341 (446 amino acids)
Source: RefSeq, a predicted model, not a curated record